This is a messenger RNA of Orussus abietinus, 1512 nucleotides long. RefSeq names its product GPI mannosyltransferase 2 (gene PIG-V). Gene Ontology annotation, cellular component: endoplasmic reticulum membrane; mannosyltransferase complex. Gene Ontology annotation, molecular function: GPI mannosyltransferase activity; alpha-1,6-mannosyltransferase activity. Gene Ontology annotation, biological process: GPI anchor biosynthetic process. The coding region runs from base 16 to 1485 and encodes 489 amino acids. NCBI's taxonomy places the organism in Eukaryota, Metazoa, Arthropoda, Insecta, Hymenoptera, Orussidae. The record is from RefSeq and is a predicted model, not a curated record. The transcript has a single exon.
AUCAUCCGAUCGGCGAUGUACGGGCCACGGGAAAAGGUUUUCUGGUUCGCGAUAACCAGCCGGGUAGGCGUGAUAAUGUGGCAAUUCGUCUGCAACGCGGUCUGCUCCGAUCACGACGCGGACGCAUUUAGGAGCCCUUUAAAUCCCCUGGAAAGUACGGGCUUCUUCGACCGAGUUAUCCACCGCGCCUUCAGCGGCCUGACGAGAUGGGACGCCCAGUAUUUCAUUCACAUUGCGAAAUACGGAUACACUUAUGAGAAUACUCUAGCGUUCUUCCCGCUGUUCCCUAUGUCGAUCCGCGGGGUCGCGAUGAUCAUCGGAAGGUUCCUAUUUAUCCUUAACAAAGAUAGCGUAAUCGUAAUAUCCGCGGUACUGAUCAAUCUCGCAUGCUUCGUUAAGUCAGCUGUGAUCUUCUACGACCUAAGUCUUAAAGUCCUGAAGAACAACGACGUAGCUUACAAGGCUGGCCUCCUCUAUUGUAUUAACCCUGCCAGCAUAUUUUUUACCGCCUUUUAUACGGAGUCAAUGUUCGCCUACUUGUCGUUUUACGGUAUGCUGGCAAGCGUUGGCGGUAACUCUUUCGAUUAUUUGCCCAUAGGCCUAUCUACGAUUGUCAGGUCGAACGGCUUGGUCAACCUUGGUUUUCCCGUUUACACGUGGUUGAACAAUUUCCUUACGUUAAUCGCUACGGAGUACCAAGGUACUUCGCUUUUUAAAGCUUUCAUGUCGAGCUUGUUUCGCUUUUUCCUCCUGGGACUUUCCAUCUUUAAUACCGUAUUCCUUUCUCUGGUACCUUUCAUUUUGCUCCAGGUGUACAAUUACAUGGAGUUCUGUACAAGUACGUCGGUAGGCUCGUACAUGCCGGAGCAUGUUUUGCGAUAUGGUAUCGAAAACGAUUUGAUAUUGCCGGGAAGUGGAAACGUAACGUGGUGUUAUGCUUCCGUCCCGAUGGCGUACGCUUAUGUUCAGAAGACUUAUUGGAACGUCGGGUUUAUGGAAUAUUAUACGUUCCGGCAGAUUCCUAAUUUUCUCGUCGCACUACCCGCGUUGUUCCUGAUGUACAAGUGUAGCUUAGAGUAUUUACUUCAGCAUAAGGAACGAUUGUUGACAACGGACUUGGCACCGAGAGCGAAAGAGAGGGAGAAACCCACCAGGUGGAGGUAUCCACCCGAAAUGUUUGUCUUCGUUGUCCAUGGGCUACUUCUGACACUGUUUUGCACGUUUUUUGUACAUAUACAAGUUAGUACCCGCCUGUUAGCAUCGGCCAGUCCUUUAAUAUAUUGGUACUGUGCGUUCGCGUUAUCUUAUAAGCCAAGUUCGAAGUCGAAUACUUAUGACGAAUUAGAUAACACUUUUUCCAAGUGGAGAGUGUUCUUGAUGACGCAGAAACAUUACACCGUGAUAGACAAAUUAAUUUAUAGCUAUUUCCUAGGAUACCUAGUGGUAGGGACUUUUAUGUACUCGAAUUUUUUACCGUGGACUUAGUGAUAAUAAACACUUGUGGAAUAGAAA